This is a messenger RNA of Sipha flava (yellow sugarcane aphid), 2403 nucleotides long. It is a transcript of the gene Jasper, whose product is annotated as hepatoma-derived growth factor-related protein 2. The record is from RefSeq and is a predicted model, not a curated record. Gene Ontology annotation, cellular component: nucleus. Bases 576 to 2261 code for a protein of 561 amino acids. Gene Ontology annotation, molecular function: double-stranded DNA binding; transcription coregulator activity. The transcript is spliced from 4 exons. Lineage: Eukaryota; Metazoa; Arthropoda; Insecta; Hemiptera; Aphididae. Gene Ontology annotation, biological process: regulation of transcription by RNA polymerase II.
GCGGCCAAACCAAACGACCAAUCAGAAAGCUAAAAUGAUAACCGGUGCCGAGACCGACCCCAGAAUGCUAAUAUGCGGCCCGCCACUAGUUUGGAGAAUAAUAAGAAUUUAUCGUGGUAAAAAUAUAUGAAUUUUAUACCGAAGUACCAUAGACUUAAAUAUAAUGGGUACGAUAUAUGUAUAAGUGUAUCACAGAAUAGUAAAUGAUUUACAUCGUGAUAAUGGGUUUAGACGUUUUAGGAUUAUUGGGUGAAACGUGAUAAUUGAGUUAUAACCAUGAACUAGGUAGUGUUUGGUAAUAUAUGGUAAGUAUUUUUACUUGUUGGUGCACACAUGUUGAGAACCAAUUGCAAACAACCUUUGGAAAUUAAUACCAAACAUCAGUGAUCAGUGAUACACAUUUGUUUAUCGGUCAUAAAUUUCACUACGAUUAGCAUUAAAAUUCGAAUCAGAAUAUUAUCGACGAGUUGACUGUGUUAUUUAAUUUUUUAUUUUAAGUUUUGUCUUUGUUUUUGGUGAACUCAUUUUGCGAGCGUAUAUCUUUUGUUUCCUGGACUGUUUCGCUUGACUGUACAAUGUCUUCGAAAAAAGUAUUCAAUAUCAAAGAUAAAGUGUUCGCAAAAAUACGAGGUUAUCCUGCUUGGCCUGCCUUAGUAUCUAGUGUUAAAGCUGAUACUCCAUCAAGACUUAGAUACAAUGUAUAUUUUUAUGGAACUGGUGAACGCGCUGAAUGUAAACCAGAGGAACUCUUUCCAUAUGAAGAAAACAAGGCUAAACUAGGAAAACCGAAUAAACGUAAAUUUUUUACUGAAGCUCUCCAACAAAUUGAAGAUGAUGAUGUAUCAGUUCUCCCAGAAAGUGAUACUCAAGUAUUUACAACACCUAGUAAUGUUGCAAAUGAAUCAUCUACAGUUGAACCUAAAAAUGUGGUUGAAACUGAAAAAAUAAGUGAAUCUAAUUCCGAAAGUGAAGGAAAAUUAUCGAACGAAGAGACAAGUUCUUCCAAAGGAAAAAAAUCCAUUGGACCUAAAAAAAGUUUGGGUCUUUCUAUAUCUAAGGGAACAAAAAGAAAAAUAUCUGAUGUCAAACCUGAAGCAUUUACAAAGAAGUUGGUAACUAAGCAAAAACUUGCUGCAGAUACUUUAAAGCUUAGUGAGUCUCGAGCCAUAGUACUGGUAGAAGCUUUAAAAGAUAGUUUUAUAGAAAAAGCAACUAAUUCACAACAGAAAUCUGAAACUUCAAAUAAAAAAAUAAGUGUUGAUGGAGAAAAUUCUAAAACAAUGGAUAAAAAUUCAGAGACUCUUAAUACAACCACAGAAUCUGAACUUGAAUUUAAUGAUGUAACACUAGAAAACAGUAAAACUCUAAAAUCCAUACAAAAGUUAAAGGAUAGCCCUACUUCAAGUAGUGAAAUAUCUUCUAGUAACAGCUCAAAUGUAGGACAUGUAUCACGAUCUGGUCGUAAGAUUAAACCAAAAAAAUAUUCUGAUUAUGAGAAUGACACAGAAAUGCCAAAACGUCCAAGGUUUAGCAAAGAAAAUUCAAAAACUUCAGAAAAACAUAAUAAUGGCAGUAAUGAAAUUGAUAUUUUACCAGAACAAAACUACAAAACAAAAGAAAACCCAGAAACUAAAAAGGCACCCAAAAGUCAUGGAUCAGCAUUAGAACCACAUAUAAAUGAUACUGUAACCAAAGAAUUGAACCAAGUUAGCAAGAAGAUUGAUGAAGAUGAAGAAUUACCAGCUGCAUUAAAAGAUCUCAUGACAGGUGCUUUAUCAAAUAUUGAAACUGGAUGGAAAAAAACUGGCACAAAAAAAAUAUCGAAAGUUGAAAUAUUACACACAGAAGUUGAUCUACUGGAUUAUAUACAUAAAUUACGUUCAGCAUUAAGAACUGAUAGUGCCGAUUGCGAAGCAGCAUUGGAGUUACUUGAAAGAAUUAGUGAAUUACAAAUUAAUGCUCUUAUGUUAAAAAAACAUCAAGAAAUUGUUGAUACCAUUAAAAAAGUAACAAAAUAUAUUGGUAAUGCAAACGAGUGGAAUCUAAGUGAAGAGGAAAUUAUUGAACAUACUGAAAAAGCAACCCAAGUUCGACGUAAGGCUGAAACUGUGUUCAAUAAAUUUGCAUCAUAUUUUAUUGUACCAAAGGGACAAACAUUCCAAGAAGUUUAUGCGAAAGAAGUCGAAGAUUUUUUUUUAAAAACUAAAAAUAUGGAUUGUAGUCAGAUAUAUGGGCUAACUUCAGAUAAACAACUAAAAUAAUUGAUUUUUAUUUUUUAAAACAAUAUAAUAAUUAUGUAUGUACAAUUAAACUGUAUCCUGAAUUGCUGUAUUUCUAGUAUUAAUCUUAUUAUUUAAAUUGUUUUGACUUUAUAUUGGUAAAAUAUAUUUUGUAUCCAUAAAU